This is a messenger RNA of Vespa velutina, 1525 nucleotides long. RefSeq names its product odorant receptor 47a-like. Gene Ontology annotation, biological process: detection of chemical stimulus involved in sensory perception of smell; sensory perception of smell. NCBI's taxonomy places the organism in Eukaryota, Metazoa, Arthropoda, Insecta, Hymenoptera, Vespidae. Gene Ontology annotation, molecular function: olfactory receptor activity; odorant binding. Gene Ontology annotation, cellular component: plasma membrane. The transcript has 9 exons. The record is from RefSeq and is a predicted model, not a curated record. The coding region runs from base 256 to 1437 and encodes 393 amino acids.
AAUAGCACCAAAUAAAAGCGAACUCAGCCAUUAGUGUUCUACUAUCUCGCAUGGAAGAGGUUCGGAAAGAAGCAAAUAUCGAGGAAGAAGCAAGAAGAAUGAUGAGGAUCGCGAAAAUUUCCAGGAGGAUAUCCAUUGGAUGAUAAUGCGGACUUGAUUGAUUUUACGGAGCAUGCGCGAGGAAGAAGCGCUUUAAACGUAAAAAAAAUAUCAAGAGAGAUCAGUCCUUGAUGCGUCGUUGCGAAGAGAGCUUACAUGGAUGUUGAUCAAGUUUCCUACGUGGAUUACGCUUGCGGCUGGAAUCGGAAAAUUAUGAUCUUCAUGGGGAUUUGGCCGGAAGAAAGAGGAUUCAGUUAUGCGUCCAGCUAUAAAGUUUUAUUCCCGAUCAGUUUUAUGUUUCUCUUUAUUACCGUACCACAAACAACAAAUCUCUAUUUCAUUUGGGGUGAUUUCGAAUCGAUCGUCGAGAAUCUAUCGGUAUCAAACAUAAUUAUAACAAUUUCUCUAUUGAAGACAACAGCAUUUUGGUUCAACGGGAGAUCCAUGAAAAUACUUCUAUGGCACAUGGAAAACGAUCGAAGAGAAGCAACAACCGAGGAAAACAUUAGGAAGAUGAUGAGAAUCGCUGAUAUCAGUAGGAAGAUAACAGCUGGAAGUAUCAUAAUGUGUAAUUGUAUUGUUUUUACUCAUGUGAUAAUAAGAACCCUAUUGCUACCAAUUACCGGACGGGUUUUGUAUUAUCGUGCCUCUUUCCCAUAUAACACCCAUAUCUUUCCGAAUUUCGAACUAACCCAGAUUGGACAAAUUACAGCCGCACUUUACGCAGCCAACAGUUAUACAGCUGUUGAUACUUUCAUGACAAUGUUGGUGUUACAUGUGUGCGGACAAUUUUCGUGUCUCAGAAAAAACUUGACCCAAUUGUGUUCGGAAAGUAACAAAAAUUUUCGAAUUGAUCUCGCAAGAAUUGUGGAAAAAUAUGAUAUGCUUAAUAGAUAUGCUGAAACAAUCGAUGACAGAUUCAACGGCAUGUUACUUGUACAAAUGCUUGGCUGUACAAUGCAACUCUGUGUUCAAUUCUAUCAAGCAAUUUCGACCAUUGUGGAUGACGAUCAUAGUCUCUUGAUAAUCCGACUAUUCUUUUUUGCUAUAUACACAACAUACGUCAUGCUUCACAUUUAUCUAUAUUGUUAUAUCGGUCAGAAACUUUUUUCUGAGGGAACGAAAAUUGCUUAUGCCGUGUACAAUUGCGACUGGUAUCAUUUAUCACCAAACGAAGCUAGAUGUCUUAUAAUAAUAAUGUGUCGUGCACAAAUAUCAUCGCAUAUUACUGCAGGAAAAUUUUGUUCCUUCAAUCAUGAACUUUUCAGCUACAUUUUAAAAACAUCGAUGGGUUAUUUGUCCGUCCUAUAUGCGAUGAAAAUCAAAUUUAUCGAUUAAAACUUUUGAAAAAUCGAAUUAUUUAAACUGAAGAUAAAUUAUUCUUAAAAUAAUUUUUAAAAUAAUCCUAUGUUUAUUUAAAUGUAAU